Messenger RNA from Fusarium keratoplasticum, 513 nucleotides. RefSeq lists its product as uncharacterized. The record is from RefSeq and is a predicted model, not a curated record. The transcript has a single exon. The coding region runs from base 1 to 513 and encodes 170 amino acids. Lineage: Eukaryota; Fungi; Ascomycota; Sordariomycetes; Hypocreales; Nectriaceae.
AUGAAGUUCGCUACUGCUAUCAUGGCCUUUGUUGCCUCUGCUACCUACGCCGCUGCCGCCCAGGUCACCUUCAAGACUCUUGAUGACAAGGUCCGAACCGUGUACUUCACUUCUGACCCCGGAUAUGCCAACAUCGACCCCGUCGUUGUGAGCAACAAGGAGGACACCACUGUCCAGUUCCCCGACAAGUACAUUGGAAACUACUGGGCCGUCGUCAAGGGUGGCAAGAACACUGGCACCGGUAUGCUCGGCGAGGUGACUUUCGGCGGCUGGAUGGGCAAGACCUACUUUGACGUGUCCGCCAUUGUCGUCCCCGGUGACACCAACAACGUCAAGCAGAUGUACCCUGCCAAGUCCAUGACCCCCGACUCUGGCUGCGAGGAGUUCCCCUGCGACAACGCCUACUACCUGCCCGACGAUGAGCAGACCAAGGUGACUGAUGAGACUCACCUCAUCACCACCCUGGGCGCCGGCUCGGUCGAGCUGCCCGGCAACAAGACUGCUGCCCAGUAA